Molecule: messenger RNA, 3027 nt
Organism: Camarhynchus parvulus
Lineage: Eukaryota; Metazoa; Chordata; Aves; Passeriformes; Thraupidae
Gene: PPP1R37
Product: protein phosphatase 1 regulatory subunit 37
Molecular function (GO): protein binding
Source: RefSeq, a predicted model, not a curated record
UCGGUGCCGCUGCCGGUGCCGCUGCCGCUGCCGGGGCCUCCCUCGCUGCGGGGCGGCCCCCGAGGCCGCGGGCGAUGCCCCCCGGGCGGCCCUGAAGCACCGAGAGCUCCGCCAUGGACGAGGCCGAGCCCGCGGCGGGGGACGCGGCCCCGGCGGCCGCCGAGGCCUCACCGGGGGACGGGCGGGGGAGGCCCGGGGCCAAGCGGGUCACGUUCCCCUCGGACGAGGACAUCGUGUCCGGGGCUGUGGAGCCCAAGGACCCCUGGAGACACGGUGAGGGGGCAGAAGAGACCGGGAAGGGACCGAGAAGGGACAGCUGGGACCGUGAGGGGACAGCGGGGACUAAUUUUGCCGACCCCUGGUUCGGGGGCGUGGGGGCCAUCCCCCCACCCCAGGCCUGCCUCAAGCUCAACUGCCGCCAGAGCCCCAAGCUGCUCAAGCAGAUCCAGGAAUUCAAGGACCUGGCUCCCAGGAUCGACUGCUUGGAUCUCAAGGGAGAAAAGCUGGAUUACCGCUCCUGCGAGGCCAUGGAGGAGAUUUUCAAGCGGCUCCAGUUCAAACUGCUCGACCUGGAGCAAACCAGCCUGGACGAGGACGGCGCCUCGGCUCUCUUUGACAUGAUCGAGUACUACGAGUCGGCCACGCACCUCAACAUCGGCGCCAACAAACACCUGGGCCCGCGGGGCUGGCAGGCGGCCGCGCACAUGAUGAGGAAGACCAGCUGCCUGCAGUACCUGGACCAGCUGCCUGCAGUACCUGGGGCCCGAACAUGCGCAGCGCUGGAGCCCUCGGCUGGCGCUGUUGCGCCCCCUCGCAUCAGCAGCAGCCUCGUGGUGCUGCACCUGGAGAACACCUCACUGUCCGGGAGGCCCCUCAUGCUGCUCGCCACGGCGCUGAAGAUGAACGUGACGCUCCGGGAGCUGUACCUGGCUGACAACAAGCUCAACGGGCUGCAGGACUCGGCCCAGCUCGGGAACCUGCUCAAGUUCAACGGCUGCAUCCAGAUCCUGGACCUGCGCAACAACCACCUCAUGGACUCCGGCCUGGCCUACAUCUGCGAGGGGCUGCGGGAGCAGCGCCGGGGUUUGGUGACCUUGGUGCUCUGGAACAACCAGCUGAGCCACGCCGGCAUGGCCUACCUGGGCAUGACCCUGGUGAGCGUCCCGGCGUUCCCGCGUUCCCGCGUUCCCGGCGUUCCGGGCGUUACCACGUUCCCGGCGUUCCCGGCGUUCCGGGAAAAAUGGGCCGUGGCCGUGGCCGAGUUCGUGGCCGAGCCCCGGCUGCUGCGCCUGGACCUGCGCGAGAACGACAUCAAAACCGGGGGGCUCAUGGCGCUGUCGCUGGCGGUGCGCGUCAACCACUCCCUGCUGCGCCUCGACCUCGACCGCGAGCCCAAGAAGGAGGCCGUCAAGAGCUUCCUGGAGACGCAGAAGGCGCUGCUGGCCGAGAUCCAGAACGGCUGCAAGCGGAAUUUCAUCCUGGCCAAGGAGAAGGAGGAGAAGGAGCAGCAGCUCCAGCACUCGGCCUCCAUGGCCGAGAUCUCCGGCGGCGACCCCGAAAUUCCCGAAAUCCCCGAAAUUCCCGAAAUUCCCGAGGGCGUUUCCCCCGGCCCGGAGGAGAACGGCAACGCGGCCCCAGCCGGAGAUUCCAGCUCGGACACCGAGGAGGAGGAGGAGGAGGAGGAGGAUGGGAAGGACUCGAGGGAGGUUGUGGAAUCUUGCGGGAAUUCCGGGAAUUCCGGGAAUGGCGAGCGCAGGAUUUCCGUCUCCAGCCCCGGCAGAGGCCGCAAGAUCUUCGUGGUGACGCGGGUGGAGAACGUUCCGGAAGGAUCCGGGGCCGUUCCCAAGGAACCUGGGACUGUUCCUGAGGCAUCUGGAGAUGCUCCCAAGGGAUCUGGAGGCGUUCCCGAUGGAUCUGGAGCCGUUCCCAAUGGAUCCAGGGCCGUUCCCGAUGGAUUUGAGACUGUUCCUGAAGGAUCUGGGAUCGUUCCUGAUGGAUCUCCGGUUGUUCCUGAAGGAUCUGGGGGAAUUUCUGAUGGAUCUGGGGUUGUUCCUGAUGGAUCUGGGAUUGUUCCUGAUGCAUCCAGGGUCAUUCCUGAUGGAUCUGGAGCCGUUCCCGUCAGAUCCAGCUCUGUUCCCGAUGGAUCCGGCACCGUUCCUGAUGGAUCUGGGACAAUUUCUGAUGGAUCCAGGGUUGUUCCCAUUGGAUCCAGCGCCGUUCCCGAUGGAUCUGGAGCCGUUCCUGAUGGAUCUGGAGCUGUUCCUGAUGGAUCUGGGAUUGUUCCCCAUGGAUCCAGCACCGUUCCCCAUGGAUCAAGGGUUGCUCCUGAUGGAUCCGGGGCCGUUCCCGAUGGAUCCAACAUGGUUACUGUUGGAUCCAGGGUUGUUCCCAUCGGAUCUGGGGCUGUUCCCGAUGGAUUUGGAGCCAUUCCCGUCAGAUCCGGGGCCGUUCCUGACGGAUCCAGCGCUGUUUCCAUCGGAUCCGGGGCCAUUCCUGAUGGAUCCAGGGCCGUUCCCGUUGGAUUUGGAGCCGUUCCCAUCGGAUCUGGGGUUGUUCCCGAUGGAUUUGGAGCCGUUCCCGAUGCAUCCAGGGCCGUUCCCGUCAGAUCCAGCACCGUUCCCGUUGGAUCCGGGUCCGUUCCCGAUGGAUUUGGAGCCGUUCCCGCCGGAUCCGGGGCCGUUCCCGAGGGGAUUCCAUGCGGGAGCCCCUCGCGGGAUUCGCCGCUCCCCAACGGGCUCAAGGCCGACUUCGCCCGCGCGCUGCCGGAGCCGGGCCCGGAGGGCGACGGGAAAUCGGGAACGUGCGCGGCCGAGCACGAGCUGAGCUGCUCCAGGAACGAGCAGGAGCUGCAGGAGCUGCUCCUCGAGGCCAGCCAGGACACGGCUGCGGAGCCGCUGUGACCCCCGCAGGUCCUGCAGGGGGGAGGCUCCGGAGCUUUUUUCCCCCUUCUCUCCGCACAAGAUUCCAACCAAACCUCGGGAAUUUCGGGACUUUGCUUUGGGAAAAAGGAAAAAAAAGAAAAAAAAA